GUGUGCCCUCGGUACGGUCGCAUCGGAAUCUGUAGUUUCAGUUUACAUCGUGUUCGGUGUCCGUCUCAACGGCGAGGACGACGCGACGAUCUUCACGGACGUCCCAUUCAAGCUGGUUCCCGCGCUGAACGUGCUUGAAGUGAUAGGGUCAGGGUGACAAGGAAUAAGUGAAAAAUUGAUUUAGUGUGAAGGCAACGUAAAUAAAGUGAAAUAGAAGCAAAAGUUUCCCCCCGAAUAAAUCUAUACAUUCGAAGGCUCUCGAAGUGAAGAAAUAAAAUCACCAUCAAUCAUCGGACGAAAGUGGCGGCGGCGCGCGAGCAAAAAUAAAGCAAUCAACGCGCGACUGGAGGAGGCCCACGUGAUUUUGUGACUAUUCUUCCUUCCUCAUCAAAAUCAGCAAGAAAACAGCUGAGCGGUGUCGCGGGAGAACACCCUUGCGCUGGUUUUUAUGGGAGUAUCCCCGAGUGAUAAGCACACGAGACGCCACCCGGCUGAGAAAGGAAGCGCCCACAUAAAUGCGGCAGUAAUGAAGAACUCGAUGGAACUUAAAAGCUGGUUCUGCGGCAUCAUACUGCUGUGGCUGAACUGCUGCCAGCCGGUAACCUCAUCGGAGCUGGGACUGUUUGGUGGUCAGGGGAUAAGAGAUGUCUUCGCGGAGUUCGACCUGCUGCUGGCGAUCAAAAUCCCCCCGGAGGACGGCAUCACCUUCGUCGAUGGAUCGGACGGUUUCCCGGCGUUCGGAGUGGCGGCCAACGCGGACAUCAAAUCCCCCUACCGGACCAUCCUGCCGGAGAAACUGACCGAGUUCACGAUUAUCGCGACCGUUCGGCCCGGAUCCCGCUCCGGUGGUUACAUCUUCAGCGUCGUCAAUCCACUCGAUACCGUUGUCCAGCUGGGUCUGCUGCUGGAGCCCAUCCUGGCGACGGAUCAAUGGAACAUUACGCUGAUUUACACCGACGCGAAUACUCAGCGCGAAAGCCAGCCACUGGCGUCGUUCCAGAUCCCGUACACCAAGUCGUGGAUCAAGUUGAUUUUUAAGGUGCUCAACAAUAAGAUAGUGUUCUACAAUAAUUGCGUCGAGACGGAGACGGUUGUGGUUAAGAAGGACCCCCGAAUGCUAAUUUUCGAUGCGGCCUCCACGCUGUACAUUGCCCAGGCUGGGCCGAUUCUGAAGCGGAACUUUGAGGGAACGCUGUUGUUCCUGAAGCUGUACGGAAACCCGGAGAUUGUGAAGACCCAUUGCAACAGGACGGCGACCGAUUUAGACGAUUCAAGUAGUAUAAUUUAUGAGGAGGAUGAGCUGGGCGACAGCGAUCAGAACGAUAUCUUCUCGGACACUCACUAUGUGUCGAGCGGCGAUGACGACGAUUCAAUGUUUGAACUACCAAUGAUAUCACCACCACCACCACCGGAGUAUGGAUACAGACUGAAAGGGGAGAAAGGCGAGCGAGGAUUGAAAGGACCCCCAGGGGACAGCAUACGAGGGCCUCCGGGUCCACCGGGUCCUCAGGGUCCACCGGGACCACCAGGCUCCCCGGGAUCCCCCGGACAAAGAGGAGCCGGCUAUUUCGACGAAGGAUCAGGCGAUGAAGCGAAGAGAUUAUCCCAGCUGUUGGAUGUCCUCCCCAACCGGAAGUACGCCAACCAGUGCUUCUGCAACGCCACACUCAUACUGGAGGAGCUGAAAAUGGACAGCACCUUGCGCGAGUACCUGAGGGGUCCCGCGGGACCGCAGGGACGCGAGGGCAAAACUGGCUCACCAGGACUAACGGGAGCAACGGGACCAGCGGGUGAACGGGGUUCAUCUGGUCCCAAGGGUGACAAAGGAGAUCGAGGGGAUAUCGGAGCGUCCGGACCGGAGGGUAUCCAGGGCAGCAAAGGGGAACCUGGCUUGGAUGGCAUGCCAGGUCCUCCGGGUAUGAAUGGACCUCCGGGACCGCCGGGCAUUCCUGAGAACUACGAUAUUAAUUGGAACCCAUCGCGGAUGUUCAAGGAAUCAAUGCUGGGCUCACCGAUUCAAGGACUUCGAAGUGCUUCGCCAGGUACAAAGGGCGAACCGGGCGAGAAGGGUGACAAUGGUUUACCCGGUCUGAAGGGGGAACACGGCAGCAAGGGUGACCGGGGCGAUCCCGGCCUCACCGGUGCUAAAGGAGAAAGGGGUCACACAACGGUGGGAGCACCGGGACCGAAAGGAGCCACAGGACCCUCUGGCAUCCCAGGUAUACCGGGACAAACGGGAGCUACCGGACCGAAGGGUGAAAAGGGAAACAUCGGGGAUAUUGGACCCCCUGGACCAGCGGGUCCUCCUGGCAUGGUAGUGUACUCAGAGUCGAAAAACUCAACCUCAGAUUGCCAGUGCCAACCUGGUCCUCCAGGUCCCGCUGGCCCCCGAGGACCCACCGGAUUCGAUGGCACUCCUGGACUGCCGGGCGAAACUGGACUUCCCGGACAUCCAGGGCUACCAGGAGAUAAAGGUGACAAGGGAUCCACCGGAUCGAAGGGAGACAAAGGUCCGGAAUUCAUCAUCAAUGAAAACGCCGCCUUCAAUUCGUCGAGAGCCAACAAAGGUGAAAAGGGUGAACGGGGACCCCGGGGCCGGCGAGGCAAGCCGGGCCCCAUUGGACCUCCCGGGAAACCUGGCAGUCCGAGCGAUGUGGGCAUCAGCGCGUGGCCGGCACGACCCGGACCGAAAGGAGAGCAAGGACAAAAGGGAGACCGAGGCGAAAGUAUAAUGGGGCCUAGGGGAGAGAAGGGUGAUCGAGGAAAGGAUGGUCGAGAUGGACAGCCUGGACCCCCGGGCCUACCGGCAGCAUCAAGCGAAGGAGUUCAGUAUAUUUCGAUGCCGGGACCACCCGGACCGCCAGGACCUCCAGGGCCACCGGGACUUUCGAUCGUCGGCGAAAAGGGUGAACCGGGGAUGGACUCACGCAGCCCGUUCUACGGUGACCCGAACUACCUUGGGCGACCAGGAAGUCGCUCAAGCUUAGACGAACUAAAAGCACUUAGAGAACUAAAGCACCACAAGGAUAUACAAGAUAGUACGCCUGGCCCGCCAGGACCACCGGGAGCGCCGGGUGCACCAGGACGAUUAAUCCACGACAGCAGUGACGAUAUCCCCAACAGUUAUGGCGCGAACGUGCGAAUUGUGCCAGGAGCAGUCACCUUCCAGAACGCCGAAACCAUGUCCAAGAUGUCUUCUACGAGUCCCGUCGGAACGCUCGCCUACAUAAUUGACGAAGAAGCACUGCUGGUACGAGUGAAUAAGGGCUGGCAAUACAUUGCACUCGGUACGCUGGUCCCGAUCGCAACCCCGGCGCCACCGACGACCACCGUAAUACCACCGCCCCGGCCGGACCUGCAAGCAUCCAAUCUGAUAAAUAACAUCCCGCAGCCGGUCGAAGGACCAUCCUUCACGGCAUCCCCGGAGUAUGAGUCGUGGUAUCCCAAAAUGUUGCGGAUGGCAGCUCUAAACGAACCAUACACCGGAGAUUUGCAGGGCAUCCGCGGAGCAGAUUUCGCAUGCUACCGGCAGGCACGACGGGCCGGUCUCCUGGGGACGUUCCGGGCGUUCCUGUCAGCUAGAAUCCAAAACCUAGACGCCAUCGUGCGGAUAGCAGAUCGCGAGCUUCCAGUAGUAAACACCCGGGGAGACGUACUGUUCAACUCCUGGAACGGUAUCUUCAACGGCCAGGGUGGCUUCUUCUCGCAGGCCCCACGGAUAUACAGCUUUAGCGGGAAAAACGUUCUCACCGACAUAGCCUGGCCCCAGAAGCUGGUAUGGCACGGUUCCAGCACGCUCGGCGAGCGCGCGAUGGACACUUACUGCGACGCCUGGCACUCCGGCUCGCCCGACAAGGUUGGACUGGCCAGCAGUUUGCUCGGCAAUAAAUUACUAGAUCAGGAGCGGUAUUCCUGUGAUAAUCGGUUCGUGGUGCUCUGCGUCGAGGCACUGUCCCAGGAUCGACGACGAAAGCGAGAUGUCAGUAGCCAUACACUAUCCGAGUUCACCAACGAGGACGACUACAACCGCCAUCUGAGGCAAGUGCUGCACACGUAAGAGGGCAGCGGAUUCACGGAUAAAUCCCCAAAAGUUACCUUCCAUCGCCACUAAACUUUGCAACAAAACAACAACAUCACAGUGUUAAAAAGCAUCACGAAUGUACGAAGAAGAAAAAGAAAGAAAACAAAAAAAACAAAAGCAUCACGUGAAGCACAACCAGGCUGCCAAAGUAGAAAAGAAAAAAAAAAGAUAUUUUUUCCACCUGGAAUGUCAACACCCCCGUGAAAGAUAAAACUUACGAGAAUAAUAAUGGCCUAGUAGGAUGCAUGUGAACGCUGAGUGACGUUGAACGAUGUGCAGAUUGUAAAUUGAUGGUAACUGGGCGAACUAUUACAAGAUUGGAUGGAAUACCAUGCUGUGACACGAUAGCCUAGGCGUUCACAAAUAUUUUCAAACUCACCAGUAAAAGCAACAUCAAUGCCAAUGAAACGUACGAAAACGGGGGAUGGGCGAAACUGUAAACAAUAAUGAUAAUAAAUGGAGAAAAUAGUCAAAUUACAAUAACAAUAGUACUUUGUGCUACGGUGGACACGCUUAGUACAAUGUUGAAAGUAUUAGGUACAGAAAUUUACCUUUAUUUACAGUCUAGUACGGAAAAAAAAUCUAUUCGAGAUCGAAGAUAAACGGCGAGAAAUGUGCAAGUGUUGAGUCAUGUUUGGAAUAUUUUUUUAUAGAUGAAGAUAUUCUACUUGUCUGUUUGUCUGAAGAUAGGGGAUGUACAUUAAAAUUUGUAAAUUUAUGAAAUUGUGAAGAACAUUGAUGUUCCAUGCUUUCUGCUAAAUUAUAGAAAUUUGUUUUGACAAAUUCACUUGAAUGUCAAUUGAUUGCUUACACAAAAGAAAAACAAGUAAUCGUGCUCCAAUUAUGUUUUAUUUCAUUCCUCAGAAAGCUAAACUCAACAUUCAGUGACGCAUACCAAAAGACUCCUAAUCCAAUGUAUCAUAAUUUGAACAUUUGAACAAAAGAAAUCGAAUCAGAAGGAGAACCUAAUUGUAUGAAUGUAUCGCGUCUAUCAACUCAACGAGACGGCUGAAUUUGAACUAGAGUACGAAAACAUUGUGUUGUGAGCCCGUUUGGGGACAACAGCAACAAGUAAAACCCCGGAGACGAACACCUGGAACCAUUUUCCGACGAAUAGAAAGUAUAAAGGUAAAACGCUGAAAUGUUGUCUUCUUUUUUAAGAAGCAUGAAUCCCGUAGCGGCCGCAGAUUAACUACCGAAAGCAGUAACUUGUGUGUCAUAAUCGAAAGUAAGAGAACAGAAAAAAAAUGUUUUACUAGUUGUAAUGUUAAGUUAAAUACAUUGAAUACAUGAUGCAAAGAAAGUAUCUUUUAAAUAAUAGAUAAUAAUAUAGCCAAUAAGUUAUUUAAUGCGAAAUUCUGGACAGAUUCUAACAUUGAUCAUUUUGAUAUUUUACUUUGUCUUUACACCCUAGAGAAUCUGUGGAGACGUUUUAGCAUCAGUGAAAGAAACUAAUACAAAUCUGCUCUUUAACGUUAAGGAUGCAAACUAAUUGUAACAAUAA
Messenger RNA from Toxorhynchites rutilus septentrionalis, 5585 nucleotides. It is a transcript of the gene Mp, whose product is annotated as collagen alpha-1(XVIII) chain. NCBI's taxonomy places the organism in Eukaryota, Metazoa, Arthropoda, Insecta, Diptera, Culicidae. The transcript is spliced from 29 exons. The record is from RefSeq and is a predicted model, not a curated record. Bases 449 to 4057 code for a protein of 1202 amino acids.